Tricharina praecox is the source of this 948-nucleotide messenger RNA. RefSeq names its product U2 snRNP component IST3. Gene Ontology annotation, molecular function: RNA binding. Gene Ontology annotation, cellular component: precatalytic spliceosome; catalytic step 2 spliceosome; U2 snRNP. Bases 105 to 875 code for a protein of 256 amino acids. Gene Ontology annotation, biological process: mRNA splicing, via spliceosome. The record is from RefSeq and is a predicted model, not a curated record. NCBI's taxonomy places the organism in Eukaryota, Fungi, Ascomycota, Pezizomycetes, Pezizales, Pyronemataceae. The transcript is spliced from 2 exons.
GGCCAGACGCCCGAGCUCAUGUCACACGUCUGACGCGACUUCUCGCAUCACGAAUCGCGGCAUAAUCCACCAACCAACCAGUCCACCACCCAUCACUCACAGCCAUGAACAACAUCCGCGAAAUCGAGCGCUUAAACCAGCUCGAGCUCGACAAUGCCGUUCCAACCUCAGCGUCAUGGCACAACGACUGGAACGACACGGCCUAUGUAUACAUCGGUGGCCUCCCCUACGAGCUCAGCGAAGGUGACAUAAUCACAAUCUUCAGCCAAUUCGGCGAACCAACACACGUGAACCUAGUGCGCGACAAAGAUACCGGGAAAUCCAAGGGGUUUGGGUUCUUGAAGUAUGAGGACCAGAGGAGUACAGUGCUUGCCGUUGAUAAUCUGGGUGGAGCAAAUAUUCUGGGACGGACAAUUCGCGUCGAUCACUGUCGGUAUAAGCCGCCUAAGGAAGGAGAAGAGGAAGGACAGGGGAUGGGAGCCGUCGGUGGGAAGGAUGAAGGGGAGCGGGAAGAAAAGAGGAGAAGGACAGAGGAGAAGGAGGAGGAACCCGAUACCGCGAUGGCAAAGCCUCGUAGGAGACACCGCAGUCGGUCGAAGGAUAGGAAGCGGGAUGGGUCAAGGGAACGGAGGCAUCGCGACCGCUCGAAGGAAAGGAAGCCCCGUGAUCGCUCGCGGGAACGGAAGCAUCGAGAUAGUUCGAAGGAAAGGAGACACCGUGAUGGCUCAAAAGAGAGGGAGAGGAAGUCUCGCGAUGUUUCCAAGGAGAGGGAGAGGAAGCACCGCAGUGGUUCGAAGGAAAGGAGGCAUCGCGAUCAUCGGUCACGGUCUAGGGACAGGGAAAGGGAGAGGAAACAUCGGUCUCGAAAAGACUGAAGCAGUUCACAUGCAAGUAUGAGGAAACGAAUUGAUCAUGCCUCGAGUAAUGGCGGCCAGAAGGAACCUGCAG